Molecule: messenger RNA, 4470 nt
Organism: Anolis carolinensis (green anole)
Lineage: Eukaryota; Metazoa; Chordata; Lepidosauria; Squamata; Anolidae
Gene: slc7a4
Product: solute carrier family 7 member 4
Exons: 5
Coding region: 416-2377 (653 amino acids)
Biological process (GO): transmembrane transport; amino acid transport
Cellular component (GO): plasma membrane
Molecular function (GO): amino acid transmembrane transporter activity
Source: RefSeq, a predicted model, not a curated record
CUGUGUGCGUGCGGGGGGGGGGGGGGCGGAUUAAGAGAGCUCUCCCUCCCUCCUCCCUUCCUUCUCUCCUUCCUUCCUUUCUUUCCUUCCUUGAUGACGCAGCGCUGCUGUCAGCCAGGCUCAGCCUUGGAGAGAGGGUCGCCCAGACAGGUGGCUCUACCUGCCAGGCCAGGUGCCCUCUCAGGGGCCGGGCAAGGAGCCCCAAGACCCCCCUUCUUCCUUCCUUCCAUCCUUCCUUCCAUCCUUCCAUCCUUCCUUUUCUCUCUCUCUCUCUGGGGCAGCAGGUGCCAAGGCUUGGAAAGAGAGCCAGGCAGAAGGCACUCCAAAGCCCAUCAGGAAGCUCGGCGGGAGGCUGAGUUAAGCCUGGCCUAAGUGGUCCCCACUGAAGGCUUCGGCCCCAUUGGCUUCCUCCAAGAUGGUGAGUCGACUGCCUCGCCCAGCGGACAUGACCCGCUUCUGCCAGAAGCUCAACCGGGUCAAGACGCUGGAGGAGGACAUGAUGGAGACGUCCUUCAACCGAUGCCUGAGCACUAUCGACUUGGCACUGCUGGGCAUCGGGGGCAUGGUGGGCUCCGGCUUAUACGUCCUCACGGGCACCGUGGCCAAGGACACGGCUGGCCCUGCCAUCGUCAUCUCCUUCAUCAUUGCCGGCAUCGCCUCACUGCUGGCGGCCCUCUGUUAUGCCGAGUUUGGUGCCCACGUGCCCAAAACGGGUUCGGCGUACAUGUUCACCUACGUCUCGGUGGGCGAGAUUUGGGCCUUCCUGAUCGGGUGGAACGUCAUCCUGGAGUAUAUGAUUGGGGGCGCCGCGGUGGCCAGAGCGUGGAGUGGCUACCUGGACGCCAUCUUCGACCACCGCAUCAAGAACUUCACGGAGAGCCACGUGGGCACCUGGCACGUCCCUUUCCUGGCCCAUUACCCGGACUUCCUGGCCUUUGGCAUCCUGCUCAUUGCCACCGCCUUGAUUUCCUUCGGGGCCCGGGUCUCCUCCUGGCUCAACCACAUCUUCUCCGCCGUCAGCAUGGGCGUCAUCCUCUUCAUCCUGGUGAUGGGCUUCAUCUUGGCCAGGCCUCAAAACUGGAGCAUCAGCGAAGGAGGCUUUGCUCCCUACGGCAUUUCGGGCAUCAUGGCCGGCUCAGCCACUUGCUUCUAUGCUUUUGUAGGCUUCGACGUCAUUGCCACUUGCAGCGAGGAGGCCCGCAACCCGCAGAGAGCCAUCCCGAGGGCCAUCGCCAUCGCCUUGAGCCUGGCCACGGGAGCCUACAUCUUGGUCUCCAUGGUCUUGACCCUGAUAGUGCCCUGGCAUUCCUUGGAUCCGGACUCUGCCCUGGCCGAUGCCUUUUACCGGAGAGGUUACGCCUGGGCCGGUUUCAUUGUGGCGGCUGGCUCCAUUUGCGCAAUGAACACGGUCCUUCUCAGCAACCUGGUCUCCCUGCCCCGGAUUGUCUAUGCCAUGGCUGAAGACGGGCUCUUCUUCCAGGUCUUCUCCCGCAUCCACCCCCGGACCCAGGUCCCCGUGGUAGCUAGCAUCGUCUUUGGCAUCCUCAUGUCGCUCUUGGCUCUCGUCUUCGACUUGGAGGCCCUGGUCCAGUUCCUGUCCAUCGGCACCCUCUUGGCAUACACCUUUGUGGCGGCCAGCGUCAUCAUCCUGCGCUUCCAGCGAGACAAAACUGGAGCAACUGGGGCAUCCAGCGGAAGUGAAGCCACUCUACCUUCGUCGGAGACCAUCACCAACAACGAACCCAAGGAGUACGAAUCGUUCUCGGACAAACUGCAGCUUGUGAGCAAGGAGAAAGGGAAAGGCCAACGGGAACCAGGGCAACUCAAGGCGGCUUUUGAGCCCUACCUGGACUUCCUCAGCGAUUUCUACCCGGGCGAAGUGGUCACGGUGGGAGUGAUCAUCCUGAUGGUCUCAGCCAUCUGCCUGUCAGCCAUCUUGGUCUUUGGGAGGAACCAGCUCCACCUGCCCACCUGGAGCUAUGUGUUGCUGCUCCUGCUCUUCGGCCUGGGCCUGGCGCUGAGUUUGUUCCUCAUCAGCAUCCAUGAGCAAAAGAAGAGCACCCAGACGUUCCAGCUCCCACUGGUCCCACUGACUCCUGCGCUGAGCAUUUUCAUCAACGUCUAUCUCAUGCUGAAGCUCAACUACAUGACGUGGCUGCGGUUCACUGUCUGGCUGAUUGCAGGCUUAAUGGUCUACUUUGGCUACGGCAUCUGGCACAGCAAAGAGAACCAGCGGGAGCCCCAGGGGCACGCCGUCAGCGCCCGCUACGUGGUGUUCCCCAGUGGCAGCCUCGAAGAGACGGUCCAGACUGUGCAGCCCAGCACGCAGCCCUCUCAGGGCCUGGAGGAAACCCUGGAAGAGGAAGCCAAGAGAUGAUGGGGUAGGCCGAACCAGCGGAGGCCAGUCCCUUGUCCCCUGCCCAGCUCGCCGAGUCUAUAGCGUUGGGGCGAAACGUGGGCUCUCCCUGUGGGCCUGGCAAGCAACUGCCAAUGAAGCAGAGAACUGACUGCUUCUCCUGCCUUGCUUGGCCCACAUCUCUGGGACUGGGAAGCUGGACCCAUCUUGCUGCUGGAUGCUCAGAUGUUGUCCAGUCUGUCCCAUUUUGGGGCAUGGAAGUGGCCCUGGAUCCAAAGAAAAUAUGUUCCCAUUUGCAGCCCUCCCACGGGUGAAAGGACUCACCUCCUGCUUUCAUGACCGAUUUCUUCCUUCAUUGGAAAUCCUCCCCCUUCCUCCCCAUCCUUGCUGGGUUCUCUAUGCAGGAGUGCAGACUCCACUGCCAAGUAUGCAGGUGGGAAAGGGAUGACAUGGCUGUCCAUUCUUGGACAAAACCUCCUUGGGAUGUAGUUGACCUCUCUGUCUUCCCAACACCACGUACAUACAAUCACUCGACAAGUCCUUCUCUUCCCACACAACGCCUUGUAGAGGACUUGAGCAUCUCAGAAAAGAUCUUCCUCUCUUAGCUCUUCGUAGGUAGUGAGUUCUUACAUUCCUUCACUCAGUCACUUCCAAACACUUGAGGGUUCCCCCCCUUUUUUAACUGAAUGAUAGUAGGAAGCAUCUUUUUUAUAUACCAGGGAAGGUUUCCUUUAAGCAUAAGAAUGUAUUUUGGAAAGAUUCCGAUGCAAAACUGGUUGAACACAAUUUGAAACCAGCUCCCGGUCUUUCGUUGAUCUGGCUUGCCCUUAGUUUCUGGCCCUUUCCUGGCUCUGCCUUCCUCCUUGGAGGGCAGAUGAUGUCAGCGCUUUGCAUCAACAGUGGUAGGUUCGAAUGACCCAGCCGCACCAGGGACCAAUGUAAAGCACAAGGCCAACGGAAAGGGCAGCAGAGAAGCCAUCACUUUUGGACACACACGUUGUGUUUCCGUUUUUUAAUUCCCUAUGACAUCAAGUUGGGGAAGCGCUGUGCUUUCCCGUUGGGGUAUUUCUAAGGCUGACCCAUCCCGUUGCGUCUCAUUCUUUCCAAGCGAAGCAAGAUUUGAUUCUGCUCCCAACCUCCCAAGCUGAGGGUCCCGAUGGGCCUUGCCCCUAGGGCAGCCCCGCCACAAGAUCAGCCUCUUGGCUCUUUGGUGCCUUUCUUGUCUUCACUGUGCUCAAGAGAACCCUCCUCUUGGCUCCCUUGUACGGUCCGUACAGAACGGCUUUCUCUACACAAGGGGCACAUGCCCGUUUGUUUGUAUGCACCAUAGCUCCGUAUCAGAGAUCCGGGUCCAGUUUUCACUUCAAACAAUGAACACAAAUCUUCUGCGACUAAAGGUCCCAACAUGUUGGCAGGGAGUUUCAUUGGGCCAUGGUCCCAUGUGCCCACUUCUGCCAAGCAGGGAAACAGAGCAGCCAAGGCUCUUGCUGCUAUCCAGUAUCCUCUCGGCGUAGCAUAAAUCUCCCUACUCCGGGGUAAUGCUACACCAACCCGACCCAAUCCCCAAACGCAACUGCAAGCAUAGUGGUGUGUUGUAGACAACUCCGCUUCCACCGCUGUCAGCCGAAUACGUCCGUUGUGUUCUGGUGAAUAUUCCGCUGUCCCGCAGGCAGAGGGUGACUGUCACAGGCAGGAGGCCAGCCUUGGAGGGCUGGCUAUGUCAUAUCCACAAGCCUCACAGGGACAUCCUGGUGAAUAAGAAACAAGUAGGGAGUCUUUGUGGGUUUCCCUCUUGCCGACUGCUGAAAAGGAAGCUUCUUACUCCCCGCUUCCGCUGCAUCAAAGCAAGCAAAGGCCCGGUCUCCCAUAUGAAGGUAGCAUGGCUACUUCCAGCCGUUUUGGAACCGGGGCCAUCAUCCCAACAGCCACCUGCUGUCAAUGAAGGUGCUCUCUCCUAGGUAGCAUGUAGCGUAUCUCUGUGCGUUCUGACUGCUGCUCCCAUCAGCCUUGAAAGCUGCAGCACUAGCUGCCUCAGUGUCGGCCUCACUGCAACCACAUUCCCCUGCUAUGCUGCUCUGCAAAGCCAACCUUGCAUAAAGAUUUGUUGUACCUUG